AUGCGGAUCCGUUAUCCGUUCGCGGGAGCUUUCGUCUUCCUUCUCAUUCUUGCUGGAUAUAUUGGUCUUCUUCCACACAGCGUCUCAUCGACGAUUCCCACAAAUCUACAGCCUAAUGACAAAUUUCUCCACUUGCUCACCUUUUUCCUCUUGUCUUUGACAUUCUACUGGAUCCUCGACACCACUCGCCGACGUACCUUGCACUUGACUCUCCUGGUCUGCACUCUUGGCCUCAGUAUUGGCUCUGAAGUUGUCCAGGGUUUCCUCCCCAAUGAUCGUCCCUUCGACCCAUUUGAUAUCGUUGCCAAUGUGGUCGGAAGUCUCGGCGCCGUUGGUCUGUGCGGCUGGUACCACCGCCGGAUGCUGGAUCGUCGCCGGAAGAGCCGUUUUGGAAUGACGGAGGGAGGCGAAGAUGUUGAGCUUGGCACUGGAAUGAACCAUUCUGAGCGUGACGAUGAUGGCCUCGGUCCGCAGGAAUCGGGCGUCAUGUCUCUAGAACGGGAAGUAGAUCAAUGGGACGAAAAUGCCGUUGAUAAUUGGGAUACUGAGGAUGGUCCCGGGCCCUCUGAGCCAUCAUCAUCUCCUCCGAGCUAUCAGGAAGACCGGAAAGCCAACGCUGCGAGUGGUCUGCCGGUCGUGGAACCUGCGGGCAAGCGCAGUGAUUGA
Molecule: messenger RNA, 666 nt
Organism: Penicillium longicatenatum
Lineage: Eukaryota; Fungi; Ascomycota; Eurotiomycetes; Eurotiales; Aspergillaceae
Exons: 2
Coding region: 1-666 (221 amino acids)
Source: RefSeq, a predicted model, not a curated record